This is a messenger RNA of Phytophthora sojae, 603 nucleotides long. RefSeq lists its product as hypothetical. Gene Ontology annotation, molecular function: sugar transmembrane transporter activity. The record is from RefSeq and is a predicted model, not a curated record. The transcript has a single exon. Gene Ontology annotation, cellular component: membrane. NCBI's taxonomy places the organism in Eukaryota, Oomycota, Peronosporomycetes, Peronosporales, Peronosporaceae. The annotation marks the transcript as partial. Gene Ontology annotation, biological process: carbohydrate transport.
AUGUCGACGUUCGAGCUCGUUCUCCGGGUACUCACGACCGCCACCGCCAUCCUCGUGAGUAUCGCGCCUCUCCCCGAUUUCUGGCGCAUCCACAAGAGCCGCACGACGGGCGAAGUCUCCAUCCUCCCGGUGGUCAUGCUCUUCUCCAACUGCUGCGCGUGGGUCAUCUACUCGUACGUGGUGAACAACAUCUUCCCGCUCUUCGCGGUGACCCUGUUCGGCAUCGCGACGUCGAUUGUCUUCAUCUCCAUUUACUACCGCUGGACCAAGGACCGACUGCACGUCGUCAAGCUCUGCGCUAUUGCUUUGGCGCUGCUGGCGGCCUACACACUCUACUACAUCCUGGCGGCGAACGGCGUCACAAACCAGUCGGACGCUGCCAUCGAAAAGACCCUCGGCUUCAUCGCCAUCGCGUUCAACCUGGUGCUCUACGCCUCGCCCCUCGAGACCAUGAAGAAGGUGGUGCAGACCAAGAACGCGUCGUCGAUGCCCAUUUCCAUGAGCUCCAUCUUCCUGGUGAACGCCGUGCUGUGGGUCGUGUUCGCCGCGGCAACGGGCGACAUGUUCGUGCUGGUCCCCAAUACCAUCGGAACCUUCCUCUGC